Molecule: messenger RNA, 3885 nt
Organism: Amphibalanus amphitrite
Lineage: Eukaryota; Metazoa; Arthropoda; Thecostraca; Balanomorpha; Balanidae
Product: centrosomal protein of 95 kDa-like
Exons: 19
Coding region: 78-3413 (1111 amino acids)
Cellular component (GO): centrosome; spindle pole
Source: RefSeq, a predicted model, not a curated record
AAAAGGUAAACAAACAACAGACAGGUGCGCGAAAGGCAUUACAGGAAUAAUUCUGUCAUCUUUGAUGAAAUCCAAUCAUGAGUGAAUCAACAAAGAAAAUACGAAAGAAAGACUGUGUUAAGCUGUCCAACAAGAUCAUAGAGCGGUGCAAGCUUCCGAUCCCGCGAGUGACCAGCAUUGAUGGCAUUCGCUCCAACCUGUUCACAAGCCUACUGCAGGUGCUUUACCACAGGCUGCCAGAAGGUAUUAUCGACGACCCGGCGAGCACCGAGGAUGAGAUCGCGAACGUGCAGGCGAUCAUCAACCACCUGGCGCUGGACCUGAUCCACAUUGACCUGUCUCACAUCUCUGGAACGGAGGUGAUCGCCGGCGAGCCGCGCGCCAUCUACAAUCUGCUGGAGAUCUUCUGCGGCCUGCACAAGUACCUCAGCUCCACGUCCAUCGGCCGGUGGAACCUGGAGGAGAGUUUAUCAGAAGCCAACAGUGAGCUGAGCAGCCAGCCGUCCUCUGAGGAAUCGGCAGUCGGAGGACGGGACCAGGACGCACCGCCGGUGGACGCGGACCCGCUUGGAGACCCGGCGGAACAGGACUCCUCGCCGCCUCUCACCCGUCCGUCGUCGUCGGUGGCCCGUGCCGGCUCGGCCGGCCGCGUGCCCUCCGUCCCGUCGGCCGGGGCCGUCUCCGCCGGCCGCUCCUCCUCUGCGGCCCGGGUGCGGUCCUCCGCCUCUGGUGUGGCCCGUGCGCCUUCCUCCGCCUCCGCGGGCCGGCCGGCCUCUGGCAGCGGCUCGGCGGCCCGUGUGCCGUCCUCCGGCUCGGCAGGACGGGUCCGGUCCGGCGGGUCGGUGGGGAUGGCCGCCUCAGGAGUCGGAUCGGUGGUCAGAGUAGCGUCCGGAGCUUCGGCGGGAAGAGUGGCGUCGAGUGGAUCAGCUGGAAAAGUGCCCUCCAGUACCUCAGCUGGAAAAGUGCCCUCCAGUACCUCAGCUGGGAAGGUGCCCUCCAGUAGCUCAGCUGGAAAGAUUGGCUCGGCUACAAGAGUUCCCUCCAGUGGAUCUGCUGGGAAGGUGGCUUCGAGUACCUCCGCUGGAAGGGUGGCCUCCAGCGGCUCUGCCGGUAAGGUACCAUCGGCCGGCUCCGUGCCUAGAGUUCCCUCGGGUGGUGCGUCUGUCACCAAAGUCGCCUCCACCACCUCUGCCGGCCGGGCGUCCGCGCACAGCUCUGCCACGCGCGUGCCCUCGUCAGGCUCAGGGCUGGGCCGUGUGCGCUCCAGCGGCUCUGGCUCUCGUCCUACUAGCUCUGGCCCGCUACCCACCAGCUCUAUCAGUGCCGGAGGGGAGGCGGAGGCCUCUAUGUUCCCCAGUAGUGAGUCGGCCACCGUCCCAGCCGAGAGGAGACGGUCUGCUAGUUCUGGUGGGGGAUCCGGCGGAGCGGGAGCCGCCGGGAGCAGCGGAGCCGGAGCCGAGCCCGCCUCAUCGCUGGAGGGACUCGAGGGGAAACCGUCCCAGGCGUCACGACACUCGCUGCAGCCGGAACUGGCCGCGGUGGACACGGAGACCUCGGAGGACGACCCGUCGCCCAUCCGCGCUCCCUCCGGCGCCGCGGCGGCAGCCGGCGGGGAGUUUGACGCCCUGGGCCGCUCGUCAGUCAGCCGACCCAGCGCCGGAGGACUGGGGGCGGCCGGCGGGGGCAGUGGGGCGGCCGUACAGCUGAGCGGCAGCAUUGAACACCAUCACUAUCAUCACUACGAGGGAGAGGAGAGUGGCGAGAGCGGGCAGCUGACGGAGCUGACAGCGGACACUGAGGAGGAGGAGGAGGAGCAGGGGUACGGCUCCGAGCCCGGGGAGGAGGCGCAGGGGUACGGCUCGGAGCCCCAGGAGGAAGAGGAGGACAGUCAGCUCACAGAGGAACCGACGGCGGACAGUCCCGAGGAGACCCAGGGAGAGUCGGAGCCCGACUCCCAAACUCCCUGGGAGGCUGACGAGUCCCCAGAGGAGGAGGAGGACGGUCAGGAGGACACUGCGGGGGAGGAGGAGGACGCCGGAGGACACGGCGACGUCAGUCGGCAGCUCAGUGAGGAGAUGGAACUGAUGAGAGCGGCCGCGUCAUCACCAGAGCCCCCGCCGCCGCCGCCCGUGCAGAGGGCCUCGGUCACACAGCAGCAGCGGAGUGUGAACACCUUCCGGAGGGCCUCUCGGGACACCGACUCAACGGACGGUAUGCGUCGCGCCACGGCGGACGCCGAUCGGCCGAGUCGCCGCGAGCUCAGCGCUCCCGCCCGUCGGCCGUCGUCCUCUGACCGGCGUCGGAGGCGACGCAGCGACGACUUCAGUUCGGCCAGCGAGCCGGGCAUGGGACGCCGCUCGGGCGCCCGGCUGCCCACCAGAAACGUCGAGACCAUCGCUGAGAUCCGUGAGACGGACGCCGAGCGGGCCAUCACGGAGACGACUCGGGAGCAGGCCGGCGACCAGCUGCACAAGGAGACGGUACGACGCGAGGUGCGCAGAAAGGUCUCCAGCGCGCCGGCCACCCGGUCCAGACAGAUGUCGUACACGAAGCAGGCCACGCGGCGAUCGGUGUGCAGUGACGGCGUCACCGACUGGCUGGAGUCGCAGGCCGACGACACCAGGCUACACGUCGACGGAAAAGAGGCUGACGUGUUUGAGUACCUGCGCCGCGAGUUUCCGUACGUGCACGUGUCUGCUGAGACGAAGCGCCGACUACUCGCCCAGUACCGACAUCAGAUGAAGUACAUCAUGAGCCUCGUCGAACCCGUCGAGUCGCGCAAAAUCAAAAUACGGCGUCAGGACGUGCUGAAGCGGCAGGCGCUGAUGACGGACAUCAUGCGGCAGCAGAAGGCACAUGACGACAGGUUCAAAAAGCUAUCGGACGGAAAACGGCGAGAGGCCAAAAUCAGGAACAUGCCUCGGGACAGCAAGAUCUCGUGUCUGCGCGCCCAGCGGUACGUCAGCUCGUUCCAGCAGCAGUUCCAGUCGCGGUCCGCCUUCAACAAGAGCAAGGAGGAGCUGCUGCUGCGGGCCGUGUUUGAAGAGAUGCUGGAGAUCCAGCGGAGCCGUCUCCGCGCCGUCCGACGCCUCGAAAAGGAGUCCAUCGACGAGUUCUACGACGCCAACGGCUACACGGCCGACCUGAACCGCGUGCACCAGUACUACGAGGCCAAUUUCCGCGAGCUGGCAGAGCUGCUGGCCAAGGAGCGGUCCGAUCUGAUGCGGACGCAGAAGCAGCAGAAGAAGCUCAAUGACAGGAUCAAGAGGGAGUUCAGGGAGUACAUGGAGGCGGACGUGCGCAGUCUGAACGACAAGAUCGUCAACAGCUGGCAGCCGCAGUUCAGGGAGCUGGACGCCGACAGAGUCCGCAGCGAUCUCUAUGAGGCCAACUGGAAGUUCUGCGUGCAAUAGCGCCGCCCGAUCGCCACCGUCGUCCCUUGUUAGUUGUUAGUCUGUCUCCCGUUGAUACGAACGACCCUCGACUCUGCCCUCUCCCAGGGCUCUCAUCUCCCUAUGUAUGUUAGUACGAUGUUUGGCCGGGCGGUGGGCGGGCGGCGGGACCCGUAACUAGCCCCCGCCGCCCCAGCCGUCGCCAGCGUUCGUGAUCUCCAAAUCACCCCGGCUCGGCCGGGGGUGCGCGACUGCAGCGCCGCCACCGCGCGGCGGCCGCAUCAGGAAACACAGUGUCUUAGUUGUCUGUAACAGUCGCUCCGAGUUGUCGUGCGCUGGGGACCCACUGUUUUAUACCAGAGUAGCAUUGCCCAAGGGAUGCAUUCCGGCGAGACAAGUGGUCAUAUUCGGUGUUCAGAAGUAUUGUCCCGUUAUCAGUUGAAGUAUUUUAAUGUUUUUGUUACGUGGAAUAAAUCGUUUCCUGAUGCACAAA